This is a messenger RNA of Moneuplotes crassus, 697 nucleotides long. Lineage: Eukaryota; Ciliophora; Spirotrichea; Euplotida; Euplotidae. The record is from the annotation of a GenBank genome assembly.
UUUUCCAUGCUUUCAUUAUCGAUUGAAUCCUCCAACCUGGGUAUUUAAGGUGAGAUAAUUGAGGUUUUAAACAGGCAUGAACACAAGAUUGUUAAGGUUUAUAAGAAACCAGAUUCUAAAUCCAUGGACAAGUAAGAGCACAUAUAAAUCAUGAAUGGGCAAAGACUCGUUAUAAGGUGUCUACCUUGUUUGAUAAGCACGGCAUUGUAUCCCCAGAGUGUGCUCUCUUUUGGCUAUUUCUCUGGAGAAACCAUCACUGGGUUAUAAAUUCUAUGAGAGAUAUUUUAGUAAGUUCUCUCAAACCCUAGUCCUUGUUGAGUGAUAUAAUACUGUAAGAACACUCAGAUGUGGUGUUUAAGAUGCAAUGUAAUGAUUUUCAAAGUAAAAUACUAGGUCUUUUCGGUGGUUUUAGACCUUAAAGUCUCCAGCAUUCUUUCGAAUCUUAAAGGAACAAGCAGUGGCUAUCUCAAAAUCUGUAGUUACAAUGUCUGAGCUGAUUAACUAUGCUUUAAAUUCUCAGAGUAAAGCCAUGAAUGAGCUUAAACAAAAUAGAUGUAUUCGUUUCAAUCUGCAAAACCCAGCUUUAAACUAUAAGGGUGCUCACCAAGAUUGGGUAUCUGAACUAAAGUCUUUUUGGCUUAAUCUGUGAGGCUUAGUUGAGGCCAAGGAAUUUGAAAAUAACUGAAAAUAUGUCUAG